Messenger RNA from Acaulospora colombiana, 496 nucleotides. The record is from the annotation of a GenBank genome assembly. Lineage: Eukaryota; Fungi; Glomeromycota; Glomeromycetes; Diversisporales; Acaulosporaceae.
AAACUUCAAGUGCGGAAAAAAUCUCUUCCACCUUCCAAGGAAAAGGAUAGGUUCCUUGCCUUCCUUGAUACUAUCGGGGUCGAAGGGAUGAGUGAAGAGGAAAGUGAGGAUGACUCACAGUUAUCGGUGUUUAAAGUCACUACGCCCGCCUGGAGAAGUGAAGAAUUGACUAUAUUUCUCCAUAAUCUGGUUCCCCCUUCAUCACUAGUCUGUCACCGCCGCCUUAUCGAAGAAAACAAUUGCGGUCACAUAAACGCGGUGAUAGCUGCCUUCCGGGGACAUAGGUAUCUGACGACAAAAAAGGGACAGUGCCGCCCCAAACGACAAGCGGAAGCAACGACAACAUACCAUGUAAGGAAAGCGCUUGCAAUGCCCACAUCGGCCCGGCGGAAUCCAGAAGCGACGAGGGUUGGUCUAUAUAUGGGGGCAAUCACCCCUACCCUUUCCGGUCAGUCAACUAUCGUGGCCUUCAAUAAUGACGGUCCUGGAAAAACCG